UUCAGAUGCCUAAGCCCGACUCCUCUGGUAGAAGGUAAAAGUUAAGUUACUAAAAGAUUUCUGCUUGCCUAAAUGACCCUCUGUCACGUCUCUCAUUUUCCGUUCUAUAUAUUCACACCCUUGCUCUCUCUUGAGUACUAUCAUUCUAUAAUUUUCAUUUUCUGUUUCUACAAAAAUGGUCUCUGGUUAGGUGAAUAUCGCAUAAAAAAAAAUAUAUAAGUUAUGUUCAAAGGUCUCGUAGGACUUCACACACCGCCACCAACAACAACAACAACAACAACAACAACAACAACAGCAAGUCUAACUCCAGUCGCACCAGUAGUCAUUCCCAGGCCCAGACAGUAGCGUCAGCAUUUUAGUAUCCGGUACUUGCAACGUGUACCAGCCCCGUCACGUGGAGACCCGGCGAGAACGCGUAGCUUCAGUCAGCAAUUUCAAUACUGCAACAGUAGGAGUAGCCAGGACUCGAAAGAUCACAAAAUAAAAUCGAGGCAUUCUUGUUUAACAGCCAGUACAGUGCAGUCGCGUUUUUUAAAAACUUAGAUCCGAUAAUCCGACCUUUAACUGGCGCAGUCGGUAGGAUCGGUUUAAGUGCAGUGAAGUGAAAAGUGCGAAUUCCCGGCAUAAGCCAUCUGCGACGGCUCAUCGUGGAUUAGAGGAAGCGCCUAGAACUGUCACCGCCAAAAACCGAGGGAACAUCGGUUGGAUUAUAGAAAUUAAGAUGAAGCUCCACACCGUACUAGUAAUCACCUUAUAUCUCUCUCAUAAUCCAAGCCAUGCCCAACACCCAACACCUAAUGACAGCCAAGAAUGAAAUCGACACGAGAAGAAAUUUCUCCUUAGUAAGGCAAAUACUAAAUGUAAAUCUCAAUAUUGAUCUUUUAUCAAACCACCUACAAGAAAUAUUCGAAGCCAUUCAGCUGGCCAAACUGAAAGUUAUAUCCAAGCAUAUCUUAUCAACCAAUGAACUAGAUUUUGUCAUUAAGAGAUUCGAGGAACAAGGCAUAGCGAUAACUAGUACAGACGAAAUAUACAAUUUCCUAGAAUUAAAAGCAUUUCACAAUCAAUCACUGUUAACUUUUAUUGUCUCAAUACCGCAAACUGAAAAUUCUAUUUAUAACCACCUAUUACUAGAACCAUUACCAGUAGGACAGAAAAUACUGAAGCUACCUGCGUCAACCGCCCUGCAGAGCAUCUCAGCCACCUACUUCGUUAUAUCCGACUGUCAGCGAGUGCAAAACAAUUACCUGUGUACCCCCGACAACCUGGUAAACUUCACCGGAGAUCCUUGCUUUUCCAAGUUGCUUCAAGGAUCGUCCGGAAACUGCACCUUCUUAGAAUGCACAAAUCCCACCGGAAUAAUCAAACUCACCAACAACCAUCUUCUACUUAAACAAGUUAAAUCGUUGGAAGUGAAGUCAUCCUGCGACUUAAGUAAUAGGAACCUCUCCGGUACCUUUUUAAUAGAGUUUCAUAAUUGCUCAAUAAGCCUGAACGAUACGCAGUAUAAUAACAUCGAGCUGGUCAGGACCGAACCGAUGACCAUCUUGCCCCUCGAUGGCCUCGUCAUAUACGAAAAACAUUCCGAAUCAACCUUGAACCUAACAGACAUCCACCUAACCAACAGAAAAAUAAUCGAGGAGAUCAACUACACGAGCAACCUAAAGACAGGUGUAUCAAUCACCAUGUCUACUACAAGCAUUGUUGUUGCAAUAGCUAUCGCUUUGAUCCUUAUUCUACGGAAAAGGUCACGUAGCGUGCAACAAACUAUCAAUAUUCAAUCAGAUACAGUAACAAAGCCCAACAUCCCGGCAAAAGGCAAUAAACCAGAGCAAAUCUUGAAUCGGGACGAUUCAAUUCCUAAGGAAGGGCGAGUUAUGUUCAAAGGUCUCGUAGGACUUCACACACCGCCACCAACAACAACAACAACAACAACAACAACAACAACAACAGCAAGUCUAACUCCAGUCGCACCAGUAGUCAUUCCCAGGCCCAGACAGUAGCGUCAGCAUUUUAGUAUCCGGUACUUGCAACGUGUACCAGCCCCGUCACGUGGAGACCCGGCGAGAACGCGUAGCUUCAGUCAGCAAUUUCAAUACUGCAACAGUAGGAGUAGCCAGGACUCGAAAGAUCACAAAAUAAAAUCGAGGCAUUCUUGUUUAACAGCCAGUACA
This is a messenger RNA of Malaya genurostris, 2174 nucleotides long. RefSeq lists its product as uncharacterized. The transcript has 2 exons. Lineage: Eukaryota; Metazoa; Arthropoda; Insecta; Diptera; Culicidae. The record is from RefSeq and is a predicted model, not a curated record. The coding region runs from base 777 to 2003 and encodes 408 amino acids.